Messenger RNA from Ornithorhynchus anatinus (platypus), 3591 nucleotides. It is a transcript of the gene MLXIPL, whose product is annotated as MLX interacting protein like. Gene Ontology annotation, cellular component: nucleus. Gene Ontology annotation, molecular function: RNA polymerase II cis-regulatory region sequence-specific DNA binding; DNA-binding transcription factor activity, RNA polymerase II-specific; protein dimerization activity. The transcript has 17 exons. The record is from RefSeq and is a predicted model, not a curated record. Bases 42 to 2789 code for a protein of 915 amino acids. NCBI's taxonomy places the organism in Eukaryota, Metazoa, Chordata, Mammalia, Monotremata, Ornithorhynchidae. Gene Ontology annotation, biological process: regulation of transcription by RNA polymerase II.
AGCUGGACGGCGGGACCGGCCCGACGGGAGCCGGGGCGGCGAUGGCCGGGGUGCUGUCCGAGGGUCUGGCCGGGGGUCUUGCCGGGGGUCUGUCGGGACCCCGGUCGGGGCCGGAGCCCUCGGCGGAGGCGGACUCGGACUCGGACACGGACUCGGAGGGUCCCGUGGCCGGCGCGGGCCUCGGCCCCGACCCCGGCCCCGACCCCGGCCCCGGCCCCGGCCCCGGCCCGGGCCCCGGCUUGGCCUCUCCGGUCGGCUCCCAGGUGAUCCACAGCGGUCACUUCAUGGUGUCCUCCCCGCACAGCGACUCCCUGGAGCGGGGGGCGCGGCGGCGGCGGCGGCGGGGACGGCUGGGCCCCCCGGCCCCCGGGGACUGCGGCCCGCCCACCAUCGACCCCACCCUCACCCGCCUCUUCGAGUGCAUGAGCUUGGCCUACAGUGGGAAGUUGGUGUCUCCCAAGUGGAAAAAUUUCAAGGGCUUGAAGCUCCUCUGCCGGGACAAAAUCCGCCUCAACAAUGCAAUCUGGAGGGCCUGGUACAUCCAGUAUGUGGAGCGGAGGAAGAGUCCCGUGUGUGGCUUCGUGACUCCCCUGCAGGGCUCUGAAGCCGACGAGCAUCGCAAACCAGAGGCAGUGGUCCUGGAGGGAAACUACUGGAAACGGCGGAUCGAGGUGGUGAUGCGCGAAUACCACAAGUGGCGGAUUUACUACAAGAAACGGCUCCGAAAGCCCAGCAGAGAUGGGGACCUGUUGGGGCCCAGGCAGGCCGAGAGGGUAUGGCCCCCCCCGGAGCGGUGGUGCCAGCAGCUCUUCUCCAGCGUGGUGCCCGUCCUGCUGGGGGGGUCCAAGGAGGAGCCCGGGGGUGGGCAGCUGCUCGACCUGGACUCCUUCCUGUCGGACAUCUCGGACACCCUGUUCACCAUGACCCAGCUCCCCGCCCCGCCCCCGCUGCCCCCCGAAGAUGCUUACCUGGGCAACGCCGACAUGAUCCAGCCGGACCUGACCCCUCUGCAGCCCAGCCUGGAUGACCUCAUGGACAUCUCGGAUUUCUUCACCAACUACCGGCCCCCCUCGACCCCCAGCUGCUUCCCAGCAGGUCCCGGCUUCAACCCCUCAACCGAGCCCCUGUUCGGAGACCCCCCGGGGCUCCCCGCCGCCCCCUCUGAGAUGCCUCUCUCACCCGGAAGCCGCCUGCAGGCCCGGACCACUUGCCCAGCCCCGCUGGAGUCUCCCAGUGCUUUCCUGAGUCCCGAAUUCCUCCUGCCCCCUGACCCCAAGGCCAGACCCCCUCCGCUUCUCCCCGGGCCCUGCCUAGCCAAGGGGACCAGCGUGGAGCCCGGCCCAACGAACCCCUUCAUCCCCCUGGCCCCUCUCCCGGGGAGCCAGGAGGACCCCCUCCUGUACCCGCUCCCUCGGACCAAGUUUCCCUUCUCCGGCUCAGCUCCCUCCGGAGCGGCCCCUCCUCUGCCCCCUCCUCCAGGCUUCCCCUCGCACCCUCUAGAGCCCCCCUACCCCAUGGAGCUCCUGGCCCAGCCUCCGGGUUACCUGCCCCCUCCCGGUGGCCCCCACUUCUCCGUGCCCCUAAGGGCCCUGCCCAGAACCAGAGUGCCCAGCCCCCGGGGGCGGAGGCCCAGCCCACCGCCGCGGCAUCCCGGCCCCCUCCCUGAAGGCCCCAAUCCCUGCCUCACUCAGCUGCUCACAGCCGCAAAGCUAGAGCCGAGUCUGGAGCCGCCUGCCCUCUGCACCGCGCUGGGGCCUCCGGGCUCCCCGCAGGUUGGAGCCCCUGAGUUCUCUGAAUUCUUCCCCCGGCUGGCACCGCCUCGGCCCCCUCCGGCCCCGACGUCCUUGCCGCCCCCCAGAUCCCUGCUGGUCCCCAAAGCAGAGCGCCUCUCACCCCCCUCCACCAGUGGUGGUGAGCGGCGGCCAUCUGGAGAGCUGUCCCCGCUGCCCCCCUUGACCAGUGUGGGGCUGGGCACAGGCCUCUCCCCACCUCACCCCACAUUCAACCGAGGGCGGCCAGAGAGCAACAAGACGGAGAGCCGCCGCAUCACCCACAUCUCGGCCGAGCAGAAGCGCCGAUUCAACAUCAAGCUUGGCUUCGACACGUUGCACGGCCUGGUGAGCACGUUGAACAGCCAGCCCGGUCUCAAGGUGAGCAAGGCCACGACCCUGCAGAAGACGGCGGAGUACAUCGGCAUGCUGCAGCAAGAGCGGGCGGCCAUGCAAGAGGAGAUCCAGCGGCUCCGGGCCCAGAUCGAGGAGCUCAACUCGGACAUCAACUUGUGCCAGCAGCAGCUGCCGGCCACAGGAGUGCCCAUCACCCACCAGCGCUUCCACCAGAUGCGGGACAUGUUUGACGCCUACGUUCGCGCCCGCACGCUGCACAACUGGAAGUUCUGGCUCCAUCCUGAUCCGGCCGCUGUUCGAGUCCUUCAACGGGAUGGUGUCCACGGCCAGCGAACACAGCCUGCGGCACACCUCCCUCGCCUGGCUGGACCAGCACUGUUCCCUCCCUGCGCUGCGCCCCGCCGUCCUGAGCUCCCUCCGGCAGCUGAGCACCUCCACCUGCAUCCUGACGGACCCGGCCCGCGUCCCGGAGCAGGCCGCACAGGCCGUGGCCACCAGAGCCCUGGGCGGCACCAGCUAGGGGGCUGCCCGCCGUGCCCCGGGCCUCUGCAGCUGACCGUCCGUCUGACCAUCGGUCUGCCAAAACUGUCAAACGCCUGUCGGGGGCCCAGCCUCCAACUCCGUGGAGACUCGUGCCCAAGGCCAGCCUCCCGCCCGCCCUGAGGACAGAGAGUCAGGACAGGGGCUGGGGGCGAGUUAGGGGGAACUGACUAGUUUCCCCUGACCUAGCGGCUUCCGGCGGGGGUCUCCCUCCUCAGCCCCAAGGCCUGUUAGGAAUCAGUAUCUGGACCCGGGGGGCAGGCACAGGAGAGACUGAAUCAAAGCUAGGACUGCCAAUGCCCAUCUAUGCUGCCCCCCUACCUUUCUGACUUCCCCUUCCCGAGUUGCUCCCCAAGCCUGGGCUCCCACACCCCUUCCUUGCCUGCGAGUCACAAGUGAAGGCCUGAGGAUGGCGACGAGGGCAGUGCCAUCUCAGCCUGGGCAGUGGGUUCAGGUGGUCCCUGACCUCCCAGAGGCCGGAGCCACUAUCUCUCCCUCCACCGCUGGGAUCUCGCCUCCUCCAGGAGAAAGAACGGGCUAGAAUGUGGUGGCACUGGGCUGUGGGCCCCCGGGGUGAAGGCCUGAAGUGGGGUGUGCAGGCCGAGGGGUCAAAAGGAGAGAUGCUAGAGGAUUUGGGGUGAGGCAGGAGGAGCCAAGCGUGAGCCUGGUAAAUCUGCCCACGCCUGAGACUUCUCUGGCAUUGCCCUCUGCCAGGAUGGUGUGGCAGGAAGCAGACAGGAACACCAAGGUCACAGAGUGACAGGGGGAGGAGAGUCUGACUGGUGCCCUGCCCAUGGGGCUCAGGAGAGGGGCCCGGUCAGCCAGGGCCCUGGACACCUGGAGGAAGGGAGGGAGGGAGCUGGUGUGAGUGUUAUUUUUUAAAGAAUUUGUGUUGCAUAAAGGAAAAAUGUCGUUCUGAACCUCA